Molecule: messenger RNA, 4190 nt
Organism: Trichoplusia ni (cabbage looper)
Lineage: Eukaryota; Metazoa; Arthropoda; Insecta; Lepidoptera; Noctuidae
Product: cilia- and flagella-associated protein 58-like
Exons: 19
Coding region: 535-3135 (866 amino acids)
Cellular component (GO): cytoskeleton
Source: RefSeq, a predicted model, not a curated record
CGUGGCGUGAGUAAGUUAUCAUAUUAAAAAGUUAUUUAUAAAUGACUGGCCUGAUGGUCUAGUUGUUUGUGUGCCUGACUGCUAUACCGGAUGCUGUAUUGUGGGUUAGAUUCCCACCCAGCUUAAAACUUUGUGUCAUGAUUUCUGUGCCUGGAUGGAAUUUUUGUAUAUCAUUGAUGUAUUUAGAAAUAUAUAAGUAUAUGUAGAUGUAGAAAGCAGUCUCACAUUAACUCGGUUAUUAGGAUUCCAUGCCCCAACGCAGUGGUUAAAGAGACAUAAUUAUAAAUUUAAUAUUUGCAAAUAAAUAAAUAUAAAAGAUCUGUCUUAAAAACAGUUUCCAUUCCACCAUAGACUAAAAGAGUACCCGCCAUUAUAAAAAAACAACACUUACGUUUUCAUAACACCGACGCCGUUACCAUGGUAACAACAUAAACAGCCAAGCACCUCGACAAUACGUUAUUUUUUACAGUUUUUACUGGUUUUGCUUUAAUAUUGUAUAUUUAGUCGUUUGAUAAGUAUUAGUGUCUUUGUAAAAUGGAUCCAGACGAUGACGAGACUUUCGGCGCGGCCAUGAACAUUGGCUCGGAAACUACGGAAGCUGAAAAGGAAUAUGAAAAGGUUCUAGAACAAUUGCGUGACUCCGAAGGAUUGAAGUUUAUCUGUGAUGUUUACACAAAACUCUACGACUCCUACUUCAAGUACAAAGAGGAAAAUGUCAUUCUUGUCGAAGAAAAGGAAUCACUUAGACACAAACUUCAUCGUUUCGAUGACACGGUCACCGACUAUUUGGCUGAAAUCGCCGACAAUCACAAAGUUAUUGAAAAACAGCGCUCGCAAAUACAGGAAGCACGAGCUCUCGCUGAUGCGAUGCACGCUCGCGAGUUGACCAGCGUGGAGAGCCUGGAGACCAUGAAGAAGCAAGUCACCAGGCUCGAGAAGGAGCUGGACGCCAGGAAGCGAGCUGGGGAAGAAGACGCUGGUGCAACAUCAGCUGUAAAGGAAAAAGAGAAGUUUGAGAAGGAGAAGGCUCGUCUCCAGGGCGAGCUGGACGCCAUGAAGGUGCGGCUCGCGAACUCCGUGCAGUACUGCGAGGAGCUGGAGGUCAAGGUGCAGGGAGCCGACCAGAGCAUCUCCAAGCUGGUGGAACAGAUUGAGGAGGCCGAAAACAAUGCAGUUCGCCAGAACCGUCUGGUCGACCAUCUGAGGAACGAGUCCAUCAACUUGAAGAUGGAGUCAGAUUCGAAGUCCCAGACAAUCAUCACUCUUAAUGAAAAGAUAGCAAAAACCGAGAAGAGCGUUGAGCGUCGAGACAAGCAGCUGCACGUGAUACAGACCAAGCUGGACGCGGCCCAGGCGGAGCAGGAGACAGCCUUCAACAAGAACGCACAGCUCAGGGAACAGCUCGAGACCGUUAACGUGGAGCUGGACAGGACCAAGACACAGCUUGCUAACACCGCUAAGGAUCUCAAGAAUACGUUAGACGAUGGCACAAAACUAAGGAACGAGGUCUCAAAACUUGGGAAACAAAUAGUCCAACAUAUCAAGAAGCACCAAAUUCUAGAACAAAACAAAUCCAGCGUCGAAGUUGAUCGAGAGCGGCUAAGGCAACAAGUGACGGUGAUGGAACGAGACCUGAUGCUGGGCAAGCGACAAGCGGAGUUCGACAAGAGAGACAUCGAGAACCUCAAGCGGGAGAAGGAUAUACUCACUAAGAAUUUACAGAAAAUACAAAAUGAGGCUCUGGAGAAUCUGACGAUGUUGGACCUCCAGGAGCAGAGACGCAAGCAGCUGGAGCACGAGCUGGACAUCAACGCGACACAGAUCAACAAACAGCGGCUCAUGAUACGCACCUUCGAGAAGGAUAAGGACAGAAUGUUGGAGGAGACGAUCGCUCUAAACGAGAAAAUCGAUGAAAUAACAGAGGAGGUUCGUCUCCGUACGGCAGACAUCCUGGACCUUAAGAAGGCUCUCCGCGAGGAGACCAUCAAGUCGCGCAAACUGUCGGUCGCGCUGGACGCGUGUCGCGCCGAGCGGAACAUGCUGCACAAGAACUAUACCGAGGCCCUGGAUGAGAUACAGGACCUGAAACAGAAGCUUAAGAUGUUAGCAUACCAAAUCGAACAGCUAAAAGAAGACAUAUCGGGCAAAGAGGCCGGUCUGAAGUCCUGUGAGGGAUUCCUCGGGAAGUGCAACAAGAAGAACGAACAGUUACGCAUGGAGAUACAGGCGGGGCACGUCAAACUGUCCGAGGCGAGGGCUGACAUCGCGGCCUUGAGGCAGGAGGAGGCCAGACUUAAUAGGAUUGUACAGGAGGGUGAUGCCGCCAGAGCCAAACUAGUCAAGGAGUUGGAAGGGCUGAUGAACGAGCGCGACGUGGUGGGCGCUCAGCUAGUCAGGAGGAAUGAUGAGAUAUCGCUGCUGUAUGAGAAGAUCAGGAUCCUUGAGGUUACGCUGCAGAGAGGUGAACGCCAAUACGAGCAACGCGUGGAAGACAUUCGACUCCUAAGACUGGAAAUAAUACGACUUCGUAAAGAAAAGAACUUGCUGUCGAAGGGAAUCGAAAAUAUGACCGACUUGAGGCUUGAGGUGUUCAACUUAGAGCGCGAGUUGGGUCGCGAGCGGCUUCGCGUGCGAGCUCUAGAGGAGGCGCUGGAGACGCCACUCAACGUGCAUCGCUGGCGCAAGCUGCAGGGAACAGACCCGGAGAGCGUUCGACUCACGCAGAAACUGAGGCUCACUCAAAAGAAAGUGCUGGCACAGAGCGAGAUGCUGGUGAUGAAGGACCGAGAGCUAAAGGAGACCCGCAACCUGUACAGCGCCGUCAAGGACAUGCUCGCCUUGCAGCCCAGCCCUGAAAUACAACAAACGUUAAACCGUACGCAACGAGCUCUUUCGCAAAGAACUACGAAAAUGAAAUGUUUGAUUGCGGAGUUGAGUAUGCGUGAGAAACAAGUGACCGACCUCCGGCUAGAGCUGGACCGUGUACACGGCGAGCUACAGUCGUUUAAGCAGAGGUACUACGAGAUGAAGCGAGCCCUCGACGCCGACGAGGCUCGCCGGCUGAAGUUGGUUUCACCCGGCACACCAAACUCCCAGAAACAACAACAACAGCCACAACAACCACAAGCCAUAUAGGUUAUGUACGGAUAUAUUAUACUAUACAAAUAUUAAUGAAUAUCAGAUACCAGCCUAUUUAUGACGUACUGUUGGGUAAAUGGUAGGAAAUGUAUCUCAUUUACUGUACUUAUGUAUAAUAUCCACUGGUACAUAACGUAUUAAGAGGGCCAAAUCUUAGAGACAGACUGUAGCACUGUUGUUGAGCGCUAUAACGGUAUAUUGUGCGCUUUCGCGAUCCCACAAUGUCAGUCUUACUUUAAGAGGAGGAAUAUUACCUUUGAGUAUGGAGAGAUCUGGUUUCUCUCGUCUACUGGUUCGGAACAACUAUGUUGUAUCACUGCUGAAAUUGAUGACGAAAUCUUUGUAUAUCGUCCGAAAUGCUAGUCAAUUUUCAAUGACUUAAACAUACAACACACCUGGCUUCACCCAGCCAUACGUGGGACGAACUGUGUUUUAGUCUAAUUAUAGCUUACCUUUUUGAGUUGUAGUACUAGAAAUAUAUGUCCUGUAUAAAACACAUACAUAAUUUCAUUCAGAAAUUGUCGAAUUCUGAGUACCGAUUGAUUUAGUUUUUGUAUCAAGAAAAUUUCUAAAUGAUUUGAAGCCAGGUGAAGCACUGUAUUUACUUGCAUGUUAAUAAGCCCGAAAGAGAGGGCUUUAACAAAAACAACUGGGUUUGUGACGAAACCCGGUGUACGAGAAUAUAAUUAUGUAUGCUUAAAAUUUAAGUUUCUAUCUCGUUGUAGCCCAAAAUGUUAUUUUUAUUAUUAGUAUUAUGUGCCAAAUAAUAGUAAUUAAUGAUCUCAAAACUGCUUGAAAUACUACGUUUGUAAAACUUGGGUUUUUAAAGUUACAAAUGUUAAAUAAUAAGGCAGUUUUAUUCUUUAUAGACGACAACCUCUUUCUGACAAAAUGUUAGUAGUUCUAGAAGGAAAGGUGAAAUAGUUGUCUCAAUAGUGUUAUUAUUGUUAGUUUUGUAAUGUGAUUAUUGUUGUAGUCAAGCAAGCCAAGACUGACCUAAGGGUUGAAAUUUGAUAAUAAAUAAAACACCCAGGUAAUUAAUCCGAAAACAA